CACUACCUUCCCACCGUGCCCCGCGCCGCCCCGUUCGCCCUUGCCGUCGCCACCGCCAUGUUCCACGCCCGCCGUCUUCUCCUGCGCCUCGUGGGGCGUCCGGCGGUGCCGCCGCCUCCCCGGGCCCGGGGCUAUGCCGAUCCCGCCUCGGGGCCGGCCCCAAUGGCCUUCACCUUCGCCUCGCCCACGCAGGUGUUUUAUAAUGGUGCAAAUGUGAAGCAGGUGGAUGUGCCCACGCUGACUGGCUCCUUCGGUAUCCUGGCCUCUCACGUUCCCACCUUGCAGGUCCUCAGACCGGGAGUCGUGACAGUCCAUGCUGAGGAUGGCACAGCCACCAAGUACUUUGUGAGCAGCGGCUCUGUCACGGUGCAUGCCGACUCCACAGUGCAGGUGCUGGCAGAGGAGGCAGUGACGAUGGACAUGCUGGAUCUGGCUACUGCAAAAUCAAAUCUGGAGAAGGCUGUUUCUGAGAUGGCUGCAGCAUCCGAUGAAGCAGCUAAAGCAGAAGCUCAGAUUAAAGUAGAAGCUAACGAAGCCCUUGUAAAAGCCCUGGAGUAAUUAAGGAAUCCCACUGUGGAUGUUGAGAAACCUCAGACUGUCCUACUUGUCCUGACUUCCCCGAUUGUACAGAUGGUGCGGGACAAAUGGAGGCGGAGGAAACGUUCCGAUCAAUUAAAAGGAAGUGUAAUCUUG
Messenger RNA from Cuculus canorus (common cuckoo), 693 nucleotides. RefSeq names its product ATP synthase F1 subunit delta (gene ATP5F1D). NCBI's taxonomy places the organism in Eukaryota, Metazoa, Chordata, Aves, Cuculiformes, Cuculidae. The transcript has 5 exons. The record is from RefSeq and is a predicted model, not a curated record. Bases 58 to 558 code for a protein of 166 amino acids. Gene Ontology annotation, molecular function: proton-transporting ATP synthase activity, rotational mechanism. Gene Ontology annotation, biological process: proton motive force-driven ATP synthesis.